AUGUACCUUUUGACCCUCGGUAGAGACAUGUUCUUCACGUACUACGUCUCCGAUUUCAGUCGCACAUGGGACUUCCUAUACAACUAUCUAGACCCAAGAUCCGCGCCCAAAUAUCUUGCUUUGAGCAUCGAGGCGGUCAGUCUCGCUUUCUUGUCCCAUCAGGUUUCUUCUGAGACUGCAAGAGAUCUAGGACGCAGAAAGUACUGUCAAGCACUACGGGAGAUCAACAUCGCCCUACAAGAUCCCACGACAGCAAAAGCGGCAUCCACUUUCGAAGGCGCGCUGCUGCUGGAUCUCUUUGAGAAGAUCAUGAAGUCGGCCUUGGAGAUCAACACAUCAGGACACGCCCAUAUCGAGGGCGCUCUUACAUUGGUUAAACUGCGAGGUGUAGAGUCGUUCAAGGAAGGCACUGAGAUGCGGGCGUUGAUGGGACUUUCCCUGAACGCGACGAUAUGCUCAUUGAGCACCGGGCGAGUGGUGGACCCGUCUAUACGACAAAUACGAGUACACGCAGCACAAUUCGUCAAUACUGACUAUCCGAAGUGGAAGCUCAGCGGAUUGAUGCUUGACAUAACCGAUCUAGCCGCAGAGAUGCGCAAGGGCUUUAUGACGGCGGAAGAAAGGAUAACGAAGAGCGAUUACUUUGAUCGAAAGCUCGAGAUUGUUGCACUUGAAGCAAGCCCGGCUUGGACGUAUGAACGCAAAAGUCUGUCCGGCCCUGAUGGUGCAAGACUUGUACCCGCAGGAUUCCCAAGGGUAUAUGACGUCUACCCCGAUCGCAUGAUCACCCAGAUGUGGAACGUGCUUCGCAUAGCACGAAUACUUCUCUGCGAGGAGAUCAUCCAAUCCUGUUCCGAGAGCUGUGAUCCUGAAGUUGCUGCUCAGUGUGAUCGAGCAAAUACUGCCAUCUUGGCUCUCGUCCAAGAGAUUGUCGCAUCGGUUCCUCAGAUGACGGACUGCGACCUCGUCGCAAAGGAUAAGCUGCCUAGUGGAAGCACGGGCAAACAACAUUCACACAGCAUACCGCAUAUCCUCGAUGUCUACAUACUGAUUUUCAGCCUCUACGUUGUUGCUUGGUCAAAAAGCUGUCCACAAACUGCAGUCGAUUGGAGUCUGAAGCACCUGCAGCACAUUGCCGAUCACUUUGCUAUCAAAGAGGCUGCCGUCAUUUUGAAUAUCUUGAGAAAGCAAAAGAGGGAGGAGCGUAUUGAUCCAUGGUAUGUAUGCAUUUCAUUCAUUCGUUCCCAACACUGCGAGAGCAAACAUCUGCGUUUGCACAAAAAGGUCUGGUCUGCAUACCCAAGAGAUAUUAGUCGGGGUUCACGACGAUGGAAGGCCAUGCUAAACACCCCGAAGGAGCGUCUUUCAGAUCCACGAGACGGCGUUUUUACUGAAAAGAACGCCUGUGAUAUCGGAGCCUUUGGAUUUGCCGACAUGGGCGAAAGUAAGGACCUAAUCUUGGAGAUGCUGAAGACACCGGAUUUAGAGAGCUUGUACGCAAAAUUCCAGGAAAAUCGUGGCCCAUGCUGA
This is a messenger RNA of Alternaria hordeiaustralica, 1530 nucleotides long. RefSeq lists its product as uncharacterized. The record is from RefSeq and is a predicted model, not a curated record. The coding region runs from base 1 to 1530 and encodes 509 amino acids. The transcript has 2 exons. Lineage: Eukaryota; Fungi; Ascomycota; Dothideomycetes; Pleosporales; Pleosporaceae.